Danaus plexippus (monarch butterfly) is the source of this 7797-nucleotide messenger RNA. It is a transcript of the gene crb, whose product is annotated as protein crumbs. The record is from RefSeq and is a predicted model, not a curated record. Bases 204 to 6809 code for a protein of 2201 amino acids. Gene Ontology annotation, cellular component: plasma membrane; protein-containing complex. Gene Ontology annotation, molecular function: calcium ion binding. Lineage: Eukaryota; Metazoa; Arthropoda; Insecta; Lepidoptera; Nymphalidae. The transcript is spliced from 27 exons. Gene Ontology annotation, biological process: establishment or maintenance of epithelial cell apical/basal polarity; heterophilic cell-cell adhesion.
UAUGCCAGUAUACGUCGAAUAAUCAUGGAUGUGGGGUGUUGACCGUGUUAUUUUUUUUCUUUUCGAGUUUUUUUUUUAGUUUCUUAUUUAUAUUUUAUGAAAAAUAAUAAUUUUCUGUUUAUUUAAGACAACAAUGAAUUACAUAUAUACAGUGUCAGUGCAAGUUUGAUGAUUUAGUUGUGUUAAGUUGAUAUUUCAACAUAAUGAAGGUGGAUACAGUUGUCAGGAGGCGACGCGCUGUACUAAAUUUCUCAGGGUGCGUGUUCCUGUCUCUGUUGGUGUGGUGUCAAUGCUCGCAGGCGGCGGGUCCUCUGGGCCAGUCGGAGCGCCCGGAGGCCUACUUCAACGGCUCAUCGUACAUCCGACUCGCCACUCCGUUCUCACUAAAACAACUCGUGGGUCUCAGCUUCAGGACAUGUGUCGGUGGUGAGCUGUUCUCUCAGCGGUUCGAGGGUUACACGCUGCAUGUGACGGCCCUGCUGGAGCAGGUGGUCGUGUCGUGGGCGAGGCCCGGGCUGAGUCCGCGAGAGGUGGGGCUCGCGCGGGAGACGCUCGAUAACCGCUGGCACUGGGUGGCGCUCCGCUACCUGCCCAGCCCGCCGGCCCUGCUGCUAGAAGUCGAUAAAGAUACACAGGUGAUAUCGAACGUGACAUGGAACCCAGAGCUGUUGUCGAUGGGAGCCCUGGAGGCGGGCGGCGCGGUGGUGCUGGUGGGGAACCUGUUCUCGGGCUGCGUGCACGAGGGUCCUCAGCUAGAGUUUCACGCAGCACACGUACUGAAAGCGAGUGCUCGCUUUACGAGUUGUCCCCUCACUACGGAUGCAUGCAAAGACGGGAAGGACGUUCUGCGGAUACCCCCAAAAGAUCACUGCUAUAACGAACCGUGCCUCCGACACGGCACCUGCAUCUCGAGACACGAUAAGUACGAGUGUCACUGUACAGCGCGGUACACCGGCAACAACUGCGAGGUGGACAAAGGUGACCCGUGCGCCUCCAGCCCCUGCUGGCACGGAGCGCGCUGUGUAGAGGACGCCAGAGGAGACUACACGUGCCUGUGUCCGCCGCUAUACCGCGGCGUUCACUGCGAGCUGGAGGAGUCCCUGGACCCGCAGUGCGCCGCCCAGCCGUGCCGCAACAACGCCAGCUGCAGCGUGCCGCCCGGGAGCGACGAGUACGUGUGCGAAUGUGCUCCAGGUUACAGCGGACGAAACUGUGAGACCGACGUGGACGACUGUGCGGAGGCCGGCCAGGACGCCUGUCUGAACGGCGGACGGUGUGUGGACGAGGUCGACAACUACACCUGCGACUGCAGCGGAACCGGAUACACGGGCCCGCGCUGCGAGGCCAACGUCAACGAGUGUGAGGAGGAACGCGGCGUGUGCGGACACGGCGCCUGCUACGACACGUACGGCGGGUUCGUGUGCGCCUGUCUGCCGGGCUUCACGGGCGAGCGCUGCCACAAGAUGUCGGCCUGCGCCUCCGGCCCGUGCGGCGCGGGAGGGGCCUGCGUCGAGGAGAACGGCGGCGCGGGCUUCCGCUGCGUGUGCGCGAGGGGCCUUUCCCCGCCGCUGUGCGCGCCGACCCCGCCGCCGCCGUCCGCCGCGCCGCCCACGCCUGCCGCCACGCCGGGCGCGCCUCCCUCCACGCCCGGCGCGACGUGCGCGGACGUGUCGUGUCCGCCUCACUCGCACUGUGUGGUGAUGUCUCGCCAGAUGGUGUGCGCCUGCGACCUGGGCUUCUACGGGCCGGCGGGCGCUGCGCCCGACUGCUCGUCGCUGGAGACGGCGUGCGAGGCCGGCGUGUGUCUCAACGGGGCCACGUGCCUCCGCUCCCAGGACAGGCUGGAGUGCGUGUGCGCGCCCGGAUACCGGGGUAUGUAUUGUGAGACUGGUCCGUCGGGGAAGUCCCUGUCGGAGCGGUGCGCCUCCUCGCCCUGUGUGCACGCCGUCGCCUGUAGAGAUCUCGCGAGCGGGUUCCGUUGUGAGUGCGAGGCCGGUUGGAGCGGGCCGCGGUGCGAGGUGGAGGCGGUCGCGGGGGAGGGAGCCCCGGGCGCGGCCGAGGAGGACCCCUGCUCCUCCACACCCUGCAACAACGGCACCUGCACCGUCAGAGACAGCGCCGCCUUCGACUGCACGUGUCCGCCGGGAAUCACCGGAAAAUUUUGUGAAAACGACAUUGACGAGUGUGCACUGAUGCCAGACAUAUGUAACAAUGGGAAAUGUUUCAAUAUGCCCGGCUCCUACCAGUGUUAUUGCAAGCCAGGAUACACGGGAGUAAGCUGCGAGCAGGAUAUCGAUGAAUGCUUGUCUUUGCCUUGCAAGAACGGGGGGACGUGCCAAAACUUGGAGAAUAAUUAUGAAUGUACCUGUGUCGAGGGUUUCGAAGGCAAGGAUUGUUCAAUAAACAUCAACGAGUGUGCGGCCAACCCCUGCGCCGCCGGCUCCACCUGCAUCGACGGCGUGGCCAGCUACCGCUGCAUCUGCCAGGAGGGACUCACCGGACCACACUGCGAGACGAACAUUGACGACUGUGAAUCUCAGCCUUGCUCGCACGGCGGACAGUGCAUAGACGGUCUGAACGGCUACACAUGCGAGUGCGCCGGCACCGGGUAUGCGGGCGACGACUGCGAGUUCAACAUCGACGAGUGCGCCUCCCUGCCGUGCCGCAACGGAGGCACCUGCAUCGACGACGUCAACGACUACCACUGCGUGUGCCACCCGGGCUUCACCGAUAAGAACUGCUCCACGGACCUGGACGAGUGCGAGAGCUCCCCCUGCCUGCACGGCGGCGUGUGUCUGCAGCGCUCGAACGUGUCCCUGUACCGCGCCCCGGACGCCCCGCCGGUCCGCGUGGGGCCGCAGCCGCACAUGGUGCUGCCGGAUGUGUUCUACCGGCCCUUCUCCCCCGAGACGGCUGGCGGCUACGAGUGCGUGUGCGUGGCGGGGACCUCGGGCGCCCGCUGCGAACACAACGUGGACGAGUGCGCCUCCUCGCCCUGUCGCAACGGCAAGUGCGUAGACGCCGUCGGCGGGUACGCUUGCCACUGCGCGCCCGGGUACGAGGGCGAGCAUUGCGAGCUGGAAAUCGACGAGUGCGCGCGCUACGCCCCCUGCGAGCACGGCCGCUGCCACGACCGACCGGCCUCCUACUACUGUUCGUGCGAGGCGGGCUGGGGAGGCCGGAACUGCUCCGUCGUGCUGACGGGCUGCCACGGCGCGCCCUGCCGCAAUAACGGCACCUGUCUGCCCUGGCUGGUGCGUGAGGACGAGCACCGUUUCAACUGUUCGUGCGCCCCGGGCUACUAUGGACCCGCUUGCGAGAAGAUCACUACGAUGUCUCUGGAAAAAUUCAGUUAUGCGGAAGUGAACACGUCGCGGGAGGAGGGCUACGACAUAUCGUUCCGGUUCAAGACCACCCUGGGCAGCGGACUCCUCGCCAUGGGACGCGGUCUGACUUUCUUCUUCCUAGAACUGUCCGAGGGAAGACUCAACCUGCAGUCGAGUUUGUUGAAUAAGUGGGAAGGGGUGUUCAUAGGAUCUAACCUGAACGAUAGUAAUUGGCAGAAGGUGUUCGUGACAGUGAACACUUCUCACCUAGUGCUGGCAGCCAACGAGGAGCAGACCAUCUAUCCCAUCAACCAGAACGAGGCGACCAACGCGUCUUGGACCUCGUUCCCGUCAACUCGCCUGGGCACGGCCGGCUCCUCCUACGUGACUCUCCGCCACGGCCCUGCCAGACACUCCAGGAAUUUCUUCGUGGGCUGCUUUCAGGACGUCGUCGUCAACGGACAAUGGGUCCUCCCCGAAGAGUCCAAUUCGGGUUCAGGCGAGGCCCGCACGGAGCCUCCGCCCGAGGAAGAAGCCGCAGGUGGCGGGGCGCGGGCUGUACUCCGCGGGGUGCUAGCGUCUUGUCCCCGGACACCUCAGUGCGCUCCCAACCCUUGUCGCUCAGGCGGAGUGUGCGAGGACCGCUGGACCGCUUUCCGCUGCACCUGCCCUCGUCCGCACCUCGGCGACACGUGCCAGUACAACUACACGGCGGCGACGUUCGGCCAGGAACUGGCGCGGCCACGCUCCGUGGUGACGGUGGCGGUGCGCGAGGCGGCGCGCCGGGCCGUGCACGCGGCACUAGACAUAUCGAUGUUUAUCCGCACCCGCAAGUCCACCGGCCAGAUCUUCUACCUGGGCUCGCUGCCGCGCUACGGCCAGCCCGACGAUACGCUUGUGGCCGCCUCGCUGAAGGCCGGCGAACUGCUGGUGCACCUGCGAUUCAACCAGACGCCCGAGGACUACACGGUGGGCGGCACGCGCCUCGACAACGGACACCUGCACCUCAUCCAGGUGGUCCGUAACUCGACGCUGGUGCAGGUGAAACUCAACGGCACCGAGUACUUCCGCAAAUCCAUCUCGGCCGCCAAGCAGCUCGACGCGCAGGUGCUGUACCUGGGCGGCCCCCCGCCCCCGCCACAGCCCCCGGCGGUCGCGGAGGGCAGCUCCCCACCCACUCCUCCGGUCACCGAGGAGCCCGACGACGACGAUUACUUCAAAGGAGUGAUCCAGGACGUGCAGGUCUCCAACGGCGUCAACGUGACCGUCGUGGAGUUCUUCCCCCUGCAGGGCGCCCGCGUGCCGCCGCCCUUCGGGGACGUGACGCUGGACCCGCUGGGCGUGUUGCCGGGAGAGGUCUCGGACGACGCGUGCGCUUCUCGGCCCUGUCUGCACGACGCCGAGUGCCGCACCACCUGGAACGACUACGCCUGCAUCUGUCCCUCCGGUUACAAGGGGAAGCAGUGCGCGGAGGUGGAAUUCUGUCAGCUGCAGGGCUGCCCGCUUAACUCCCACUGCCGCAAUCUGGACCGCGGCUACGAAUGCGUCUCCAAUGCCACCUUCGACGGCGUCGACACGGUCCUCAGCUACCGGCUGCGGGAGCCGGGCGGCGCACACGCGCUGGACCCGCCCGCGCCGCCCGCCUCGCUCACCCUCACCUAUCGCAGCAAGGCCGGCGGCACGCUGUUCCGCGCAGAGCGCGAGGACGGCGAGGAUGCCGUGUUUAGCGUCGGACUCUACAACGGCCAGGUCGGCGUGCAAUGGCGGCUGGGCGGACUGCCGGCGCAGCGCCGCAUGCGACUCAGGCGCCCCGGCCUCGCCUGGGUCACGCUGCGACUCACGCUGGCAGACGGAAGGAUCAACGGGUCUUUCGUGGACGCCGACGGCCACGAGGAGCUGGGCCUGUCCGACGACAUCGACGUGGCGGCCUGGCAGCGUCUCGUCACCACCGGACUCAUCACGCUGGGAGGCGUGCGACCCAGUCCGCGACCACCCCUCACCACCACCACCUCCACCACCACCAUCCUACCGGCCAUGGAGAAUUCCACGGACCCGAAUGUUAUGGAGUACUCCGAGGAUGACCUCAUAGAUGACAACUUGGCCGGAGAAUAUUUCAAAGGCUGCCUGGGAGCGGUCCACGUGGGCGGCUUGCUGCUGCCCUUCUUCACGGAGGAGCAGUUGUUCGUGGGGUCGGCGGCGACGUUGCUCGCCGCCCAGCCUCACUACGCACUGCUCGGGGGCGAACCCUGGGGAGCCUCCGAGGGCGCGGGCUGUGUGCUGUGUGUGGAGGCGCAGUGCCAGCGGGGUGCGCACUGCCAGGACGUGCGGAACUCGUACGCCUGCGCCUGUCCUCCCGGGUACGCCGGCGACUACUGCGAGCGAGACAUCGACGAGUGCCUCCACCACGACUGUCGGAACGGCGCCACCUGCAAGGACGAAGUCGCCAAGUACAGCUGCCUCUGUCCCGCCGGCUACGACGGAGACCUGUGUGAAAACGACAUCGACGAGUGCGCGUCCGGUCCGUGCGGUCACGGGGCGACCUGUGUGGACGAGCCGGGCGGCUUCCGCUGCGAGUGUCCGGCCGAGUGGCGCGGGGUCCGCUGCGACUCGCCCGCCGCCACCACCUGCCGCCACGCGCCCUGCGCCAACGACGCGCAGUGUCAGGACACGCCCGAUCCGGUGACCGGGAACAACUACACGUGUUCGUGUGGCGCGGACUACGCGGGCGUCCACUGCGAGCUGGCGUUCUGCGAGGUGACGGCCUGCGUCCACGGCGCGUGCGCGUCGGAAACUCGACCCCCGGCGUGCUCGUGCAGGGCGGGCUGGGGCGGACGGCUGUGCGACGAGGAGCGGGACGAGUGCGCGGACGCCGCCUGUCUGCACGGGGCACGCUGUGUGCCCACCAGACCGCCCACGUGCGACUGCCCACCAGAGUGGCGCGGAGCUCGCUGUGAGCUGGACGUGGACGAGUGCAGCGAGCGACCCGUCAGCUGCGGCCCGGGGCUGUGCCGGAACCUGCCCGGGACAUACACAUGCGAGUGUCCGGAGGGCUUCUGUGGCGACGGAUGCGUGCUGCCUGACCCUUGUGUGCGAUGGGAGGCGGCGACGGAGCGGGGGGAGGAGGGGGACGGAGGCCCCGGGCCCUGUCUGCACGGAGGACGGUGCGAGCAGCGCUGUGGCUCAGAAGUGGACUACAUGUGUCACUGUGUGGACGGCUGGGGCGGCAAGAACUGCUCUCGUAGGGUGGAGGCCAGCGAGGCGACCGGCGGGGUGUCCCGAGCGGCGCGGUGGGCGCUCGGCGCGGGCGGAGCGCUGCUGGCGCUGCUGCUGGCGGCCGGGGCGCUGGCGGCGCUCGCGGCACAGGCCCGCCGGAAGAGAGCUACCAGAGGAACAUACUCGCCCUCCGGACAGGAAUACUGCAACCCGCGCGCCGAAAUGAUCACGCACGCGCUCAAGCCGCCGCCCGAGGAGAGGCUCAUAUAGCAUCCACAACAACGACGAAGACAGGAAGGGGCCGGGACCCGUCGCCUUCCAGCUCCACGAGGUGUCGGCGGAACUGCUGCACGAUGGACUUACAGUAUUGUCGACGAUAGAUCAACGUGUCCGAUGUAGUCUGACGGGAGACACUCCGCACUUGAUGAAUUGUAAUCCUUCCAAUUAGUUUAUUUCAGUAGAAUGUAAAAGGAUUCGGGAACUAGCACGGACCGGCAGCCGCGGCCGCCCGCGCUGCUCGGCCCUUAUAGAUAACGGAUCCUUAAUCACUGUAUAUAGCGGUAGCGGUAGUGCGAGGGUUAUUGACCUUUAUAUAUAUCGUAUGUAAGUUAGGUUAAGUGAAACGAAAGCGUGCAAGAUUCUAAAUUAAUUGUUAGUGAAGGGGGUCGGCCGCCCGCGAGCCGCGCUCCGCCCGGGCCCGGCCCUCAGUGCCUUACACACAAGUCUGUAUAUUGACCGUUAAUGUUAGUGCUAGGAGCGAGCCGCCCCGGGCGUCGCCGCUCGAUGUGAUGAAGUGUACUUAAUAUUGGUAUGGCGCGUCCCCGGCCCGCGCCGGCGGUGUCUACAUUCCCCGAGCGCUCCGAGUGAGCCGCUCUUACUGUGAUGUGAUAUUUUAAAGCGUCGGUCCGCCUCUGCUGCGAGCCGGCCGCCGAGGGACGCCGACCGUAUCUUGUUUGUAUCUCGUUUACCUUGUCUGUAUAUAUGUGUCCGCACCCGCGGGUGCUCUAGUGUAAGUAGUAUUUAUUUGACCCUCGUCUGUCCCAAUGAUCGUCAAUGGGAUGUGUAUUAUCAAUUUUCUCGUCCAAUUUUAUCACUAGUAGGCGUAAAGCGGUGAGAGUAUCGGCAGAGCCGGCCAGCGAGCGUCCCGCGGCCCGGCCUGGCCGUCUCUGUCCGUCAUCGUCUCCGCGACGCGAGUUUCCUUUCGGUGUUAAUCCAGAACCACAAUGUAACUGCAAUAAAUAUAUCUUUACAUACGAAA